AUUUAUAGAAAAUUAUAAGGUACGCCUACAUUUAGCUUUCAUAAAUGUUUUAGAAAUUAUACUUGUAUAGUAAUAAUUUCAAACCAUAAAAGACAAAUCUGUACCAUGAUCAAAUUCAACCAGGAAAAAUUUACAUAAUUUAAUUAUAUGUAUAGCAACAAAUCCUGGCUUACUAGUUUCCACUGUUCAGAAAAACAUUUUAAGAAGUGUUUUUAAUUGAGCGGUAAACUUUCAUCUGAAUCGAGAUUUGUCUCAUUUCUUCAUGGAACUUCAUAUGCUUUAAUGUUCAGUAUCAGAAUUGGCAUUUAGUGAUGCUAAUGAGAUUUAGAGUUUUAUAGGCAACUACUAAAAAUUAUUUUUGAAUAAAUCAUGGAUACCAUACACUUGUGAAUCACACUGAAAAUAAUUGAAUAUUUGUACAUAUUUCAGGUACAAUUUCAUCUUCUCAUGCUUUAAAUACAAGUUUGCUUGGAAAGUUGGUGAUGGCCCAGAACUAUAGGUUUUAUGACUAGCAUAUGGUUAACUGCAUAUGGAAGACAAAGCUAAACCACGGACACAUGCACUACUGUAUAUUGAGCACCUGUGCUCUGAUUGGAGUCUUUGUUUUAAGAUGAAAGGGUUUCAUAAGAGUGUUGCUAACUUUGUGAGCAGUAGUAUGGACUAUGAAGAAUAACCACUACACAAUACUAAAAUUUUAAUUAAAAAUUAAUAAGCAAAAUUCUGAUUAACUUGAUGCAUUCACUGAUGAACUGAACCAGAGUCAAUAAGGCUACAUAUUUAAAAUUUAAAGCAGUUGUGAUGGACCUUCAGAGCUCAGCUAGAGAUCAGCUGUACUAAUGAACAAAAUGAAGAACGUUAGUAUAGGAAAGUGCAUCUGAUUAGGCUCAAUUGCCUGUGGAAAAUGUACAUUUUAUGUGGCUUUAGGAGAUAAUUUUAGCAUCCCGCUGGAACACAAAAACCUCAGAGAACAUGAUGAAUUGAUCUGGAAGAAAAAUUCAGAAACAGUGUAUAAGAAGAAGAAAAACAGGGUACAAAUAAAUACCACAGUUGUCAGCAGCUCUGGCUCCUUACAGCUAAUUGAUUUGAAAAUGACUGACUCAGCAAAUUAUUCAGUAGAGGUACAUGAUAAAAACGGAGCGUUCCUUAAGGAAGACAGAAAAUGCCUUUGUGUGAUUGAAAAAAUUUUAUCAAAGCCUCAUAUUCAGUCUAAUUGCAGCAAGUCAAAACUGACCCUGACUUGUUCUGUGAAAAAACCUAAUAAUGUGAAGUAUGCCUGGCUUAAGAACAAGAAAGAAAUGAAAGAAAAUACCAAAACUCUGAUUGAAGACAAAAAAAAACUUAAAAGCAGUGAUACAUUUUCAUGCAACGUAUCGAAUGAAGUCAGUUACCAGAUGAGUGACGACAUCAAAUGUCCAGAUGACAAACUGCUUGGGUUGGACUUUUGGGUCAUGGUAGCCAUUUUGGCGACAGGAGGGGGUCUUAUUCUUAUUCUCAUCUUGGUCCUGGUGGUGUGUGUCUGUCGGCGACUGAAACAAAACAAGGAUCGAGAGCGAGAGGAAGAGGAGCUUCGGCUGAUGCACAUGAGGCAGCAGGCCCACCCCCCCAGGCCGCAGGAGGCCCCCAGGAGCCACACAGCUCCCUACACACACCCACAGAAUGGAGAGGAUUACACCCCGCCCCCCCCCAGACCAAGAGGCAAACGGCCCAGGCCUCCACCAGUGCCGGUCACGGAUGAGGAGAAACCCCCGCCACGGCCGAAGCCACGGCAGUCAGCGCCCCGCCACAACCGCACUUAGCUCAGCUUCCCACCAAGCAACUGUCAGAGCAACUUCAUUGGAAAGGUCACAUGUCCCUAUCAUCAGAGACCAGCAUGCAGGGCCACAAGGCCAUACAUACAUGAUAUCACAACUACUGUAGGUACAUAAUUCAAAAUAACCUUGCAAGGAAAGUACUAUAUGUGCUUUGUUUUACAUAACUGCAAAAGUAUUUGUGCCACAGAACAAAUAAUCUUUUAUAAAUAUUUGUGUGUGUGUCUGUGUGUGUGUGUAAUAUGUGUAUAUUAAUUUUUUUACAAUGUUUGGUGUACAGUACUGUGCAGAAGUCUUAGGCAGGUAAAGAAAAUGAUGUUU
This is a messenger RNA of Paramormyrops kingsleyae, 2129 nucleotides long. The record is from RefSeq and is a predicted model, not a curated record. NCBI's taxonomy places the organism in Eukaryota, Metazoa, Chordata, Actinopteri, Osteoglossiformes, Mormyridae.